Onychostoma macrolepis is the source of this 1204-nucleotide messenger RNA. RefSeq names its product synaptonemal complex central element protein 2 (gene syce2). The record is from RefSeq and is a predicted model, not a curated record. Lineage: Eukaryota; Metazoa; Chordata; Actinopteri; Cypriniformes; Cyprinidae. Bases 229 to 816 code for a protein of 195 amino acids. Gene Ontology annotation, cellular component: central element. The transcript has 5 exons. Gene Ontology annotation, biological process: synaptonemal complex assembly.
UACACGCGCGUGCAUGUCACGUGCAUCAUUGCGCGCUGUAGUGUAGGUUUAAACUGUAAACAUCUCCGAUAAAAGUGAACAAAAUUGCCACUCAUUUGUUACUAUUACGGUUUAGACGAACCCCAGAGACACAUUACUCGACGGUGACACAUUAAAUAGAGUAAGUUUAAGUCAUUCAGAUUUGCUAAGCAACAAGCUAGUUACAAUAUAAGAAUUUAACAUGCUAAUAUGAACGCGAGGCGUAAAACUGCUAUGGCACAGCACUUCUUUGGAAAUUCAGGCUCUGUGGCCUUGCAGUCAACACCCAAAACUGGUCAUCACCACUCAUCAGCAAAGGUGCCAGAUGAUGGUUUUAACUCAACAGGUGAAACUCUGUCAUUUGUUAGCCUGGAUGACAGCAAUGAGCACCAAAGUGAGGACUCGGGUAUCGGAGUUUCGAAAACCUCGACUAGAAGUUCGCCGAGCAACAGUACUAUGGAAGAAGCAGGCGUGUUGGCUCCCACAAGUUCACGAAUAGAAGAGGUUGGAAAGAAAGCACAGGACCUUAUUGAGAGAAUCAAUGAGAGGCGGGCCAUGGACCAACAUGUGAUGAACAGCUUUGAGGAAAAGCUCAUUAAAAAGGUGAGUGAGAUGUGUCAGCAGGUGAAGGAGCAGAUGUUUGAGUAUUAUGAGCAGCACAGUCAGGGCAUGGAGGCCAGCAUCACUGAGCUGUCGGAGGUGCUGGAGAGAAGCAGUCAGCUGAGUAUGGAGCUGCAGGGAGCCAGUCAAACUCUGGCCGCCAUCAAUAAAGGCCUGCAGCACAGCACAGAGCAGUAGAUACACAACCAAACUGUAACUUAAUAUGAGACGGGGUACACUACAUAUGAUUUAGUCAUGUUUAAUUUAACUUAAACUUAAGGAGGAACUGUUCAAACAUUUCAAAAUGUAAACAUUGCAUUUAUUUAUUUUUACAAUAGCAUGUUAAAGAAAGUUCAAAUGCACAUUAAUAUGUCAAUUUUAUUUGUAUUUACAUGUAUUGUAAAGUAAAAUCUAUUUUUGAUGAAUUACCUAAAGGCCUUCUACUAUCAUUCCUUCUAAGCCCCGGCAAAUGUGGUUUGGCUAACCGCAUUAUUUGUGUUUCAAUAACUAAAGUUUGAGAUUUGUAGGAUUAAGGCUUUUUCCCCACAGCAUUAGUUAUUGAAAACUCAUUUAAUCUGUUGCCAAU